AUGAUUUCUUAAAAGACUUUAAUAUUAACAUUAGCUAUUAUAGCGAUUUAAGUUUUAGCAGCAUCAAAUGAUACUAGCCUUAUAUGUGGAGGAGCUACUGACACUAACUCUUAUAAUAGAGGAGAUACUGCUAUUAUUUGCGUAUAAAUCAAAGGUUUAGGCAAAAAAAUUCCAUUUUAAGUGACAGUCGAUUAAUAUGCUGGUUUAAAUCUUAAAGGAACUUAUAAUACAAUAAAAAGCUUAGCUAACUUUAGUACUUAAGCAUAAACAGCUAAUGGAUUCUAGCUAGUUGUUUAAUCUUUUUAAAAUUCAAUUUAAAGUGAUGCACUUACAUAUAUUAGAUAAGAUACACCAACUGCUGGUUCAACAACUACACCCUAUGUAUUCCCUAUAUUUUCAGCUGUUAUUUAAAUUACAAAUGGUAAAAUAACUGGAAUAGAUUGGGAUAAUGGUUGCUGGAAUGGAUCAAGUCCAACUGUUUGCAAAUAACUCACUGUAAGUACACUUGAUUCUAAAGGUAAUUAAACCACUUAUAGCGAAUCUAAUAACUAUAUUACAGACUGUACAAAUAAUUCAACAGACGGUUCUUGUGAUCCUAAGGUAUAUAUAUCCUGGAUGGGUACAGAUUCUAACGGUAACUACAUGACAUCAGCUGGACUAAGAAUGUCAAGAUUUUAAUCAUAUUCAGUAGGAGAAUUUUAUCAAAGCUCAAAAUCAGCUUUCAGUGGAAUAUCUAUUUGA
Tetrahymena thermophila SB210 is the source of this 741-nucleotide messenger RNA. RefSeq lists its product as hypothetical. The record is from RefSeq and is a predicted model, not a curated record. The transcript has 6 exons. Lineage: Eukaryota; Ciliophora; Oligohymenophorea; Hymenostomatida; Tetrahymenidae.